This is a messenger RNA of Mobula hypostoma (lesser devil ray), 5473 nucleotides long. It is a transcript of the gene nbn, whose product is annotated as nibrin. Gene Ontology annotation, biological process: double-strand break repair via homologous recombination; mitotic G2 DNA damage checkpoint signaling; telomere maintenance. Lineage: Eukaryota; Metazoa; Chordata; Chondrichthyes; Myliobatiformes; Myliobatidae. Gene Ontology annotation, molecular function: protein binding; damaged DNA binding. Gene Ontology annotation, cellular component: nucleus; Mre11 complex. The record is from RefSeq and is a predicted model, not a curated record. The transcript has 15 exons. The coding region runs from base 32 to 2374 and encodes 780 amino acids.
CUUCCACAACGGGAAGCGGACAAACAUCGCCAUGUCUCCACCGUUCACCCAAUCGCGACGCUGCCUAAGGAUGCGCAUGUCGGGGACGGAGAUCACGUGUCCCUGGUCACGUGUGCAAGCGGCAGUCUCGGCCGUGGGACUCUGCAGACGAAGUGUGUGGAUCAUGUGGGUGCUGAGGCCUUUAACUCCGGGAGGAGAAGGACCUUACUAUUUAUUAGUUGGUGUAAAUUACAUUGUUGGACGAAAAAACUGUGCAAUCCUUCUACAAGAUGAUCAGUCCAUCAGUCGUUCACAUGCUACACUUUCGAUUGUUCAUCCUGCUGCAAAUUUGAACCAAGUUGCCAAUAUCCCAGUACUGACAUUAAAAGAUACUUCAAAGUAUGGCACCUUUGUAAAUGAGGUGCGAUUAGAAAAGGACAAACCAAGGAUCUUGAAUUCAGGAGAAUUGGUUACAUUUGGAGUUUUUGACAGCAAAUUCAGGGUAGAAUAUAAACCCCUGAUCGUAAGCUCUUCCUGUUUGGAUGGGCCGGUUAAAAUUGCACUGAACCAAUCAAUCCAAUGUCUUGGAGGUCAUGUUACCAACAGUUGGAUAGAGGAUAACACUCACCUUGUUAUGUCAUCAGUAAAGGUUACAGUGAAGACUAUAUGUGCAUUAAUCUGUGGUCGACCAAUAGUAAAGCCAGAAUUCUUUGUUGAUCUUAUUGAAGCAAUCCGAAAUAAAGGACAACUUCCCAAUUCAGAAAGUUAUGUCCCACCCAUUGAUGAACCUAGCAUCAAACCUGGAGAACUAGAUGUCACAGUGAAACCAGAAAGAAAAUCAAUUUUUAGUGGCAAGACAUUCUUCUUUUUAAAUGAAAAACAGCACAAGAGGCUGAAUACUGCUAUAAUUUUUGGUGGAGGAGACGCUAAAGUUUUGGAGAGUACUGGAUCAAAUACUUUGCCAAUUGAAGCAGCAGGAAGUUGUGUUGUUGAUAUUGGUAUAUCAGAUUCUCAGAAAAUUUCAAAUUCAAUGGAAAAAUGGAUCGAGUCUGUAAUGAGAGCAUUGCAACGAAAUGGAUUGCGUGCAAUACCCGAGGCAGAAAUUGGUUUAGCUGUUAUCUACAGUUCAACAGAUAAUUACUGUAACCCGCACAAAAAGCCUAUUUGUGAAACUAGUUCACGAACAAUGAUUCCAGGUCCUACACUCUCUCAAAGUGACAUGAUAGCUCCGGAGUUGUCACAAACUAUUGCAUGUGUUCCAGAUACCCAACCAACGCAGGAUCAAAGGACAAGAUCAAUCAGAAGUCAUACACAAGUGGUAGAAGAAACACCAGAAAUGGAAGCGGUUAAUAAAGUGGCAACACAGAAUAUUUCUGCAGUAGAGGAAACGUUCAGCAUGAGUCUACUGAAUUCUACACAAAAAAAACAUUCGAAUGAAGAAAAGAGACAAACAUUGACGAUUGAUAACAAAAAAACGUCCACAGCAACAAAACAUAAGCACGCUGAAAGGAAAGGCAACAACUCUUCCCAAAAACAGUCCCAUCUUAUCCACGACUACUUCCAACCAGUGGAAAGAAAAAGGGAAAGAGAGGAAACUGGAUUAUCUCAGGCUAAAUUUGCAAGAACAGAGGGCCCAGACCUACUAGAUGAUCAUCCUCCACACAUUGAUUCCACAAUGGAAACAAAAGAUUCUGAAUGCAGAAAUCAGAGUACACAGACCAAAUAUUUUUCUGAAAACCUCAAAACAGAAUCCAAUGCCAAGUGUUCAAAAGGUAAUGCUGGACCAUUAGAUGAAGCAAAAACAACAGGAGAUGAUGUCCCACAGAAAAAUGAACUUCUGUGUGAGUUUAAAACAGAAAAAAGAAAACAUGAAGAAAACCUGGAAGAUGACGUGAUAUUUUCCGGAGAUCAACUACUGGGAGAGAGUAAAAGGAGAAAGGUAGAACUUGACGUUUUGACAUACAGUAUGAAGGAUGAGCAUAUGACAGAUGUGAAAGAUGAGCCCGUGUCAGAGAAUGGGGUUAAAAUACCUCAUUUGGAAUUACUGCAGCAAUCUGAAAAUUAUGAUACUACUCCAAGCAAACUUAUGUUAACUGUGUUCAAGUCACUUGUUGUUACUCAGCCUGGAAGAGCGACUCAACCUAUCUCCAGUAACAAUGCCAAUGACACCCAACUGAAGAACUUUAAAAAAUUUACAAAGGUUUUGUAUCCUGGUGCAAAGGCACUUCCGAAAAUUAUUGGAGGCACAGAUCUGAAGGCUUAUCAAACCAAAAAGAAUUCAGAAAUGGAAGAGUGGUUAAGACAAGAAGUGGAGGAACAGAGCCAGAAAGCGAAGGAAGAGAACCUUGCAGAUGACUUGUUCAGAUAUGACCCAAAAUCUAUCAGAAAAAGAUGAUGCAUUUGGGGAGAAUCAUCACUGGGAGCAAUAAUCAAACCCUUCAGAGUAUAAUGGUAUGUAGCUGAAGAUGAGACCCAGAAGUCAUGAAGAUUUCCUUUUGGAAUAUUUACAGUUAAUUCUAUUCACGUUUAGGUGUUAAUUUUAAAAGUCAGUCUUUUUUUUCUAUACUUCUGUUGACCACAUCGUUAGGCUACAUCAAGUUUGGUGAGAAUUUAGAGGAAGUUGGUGGAGAGCUGUUAAGUAACAUUGGCUAAUGAAUGUAUACUACCAUUUUGAAACAUGAAUGUAUUAAAUAACUGAUUCAAAAAAUAUAUUAAAAUUCUUUCAUGUACCAUAAAAAUUAAUUUAAUAUUCUUUAUAUGUUUAAAUGUUCACAAGUACGUUUAUACAACAGAGUGGUAUUUUACUACAAAUGUUGUACAGAAGUCAGAUUUGAAAAUAAAGAAUUACAGUUUUAGUAGUACAUUGGAAUAAAAUAUUCUAGUGGCCCAAGUUGUCUGUAUGAAAAAAACCUGAGUUGUUUCAUAUGAACCUGAGUUUAUCUUUGAUCCAAAUUUGCCUUUAUAUAGUUAUUUUGUUUAUAUGAAAAUAGAUCUUACCAUUCAAAUUGCAGAUUCUGCAUUAGCAAAUACAGCUUAGAUUUGUCAAUCAACUUAUCAUGUUGAGAUGUGUUUAAAUCAAUGUGCCUGUAAUCGUUAAAAUGCUAUGGCCAUUCUGCAUUAUUAGAGUAAACUUUUGUGUGUAACUUACAGUAAUCAUAAGUCAUUUAUGUGAACGAUUUGUCUUUCACAAUGUUUAUUUACCUUUACUUACAAAAUUGUUUCACAAGUGACAUAGGGCAGAAAAAUUACACCAAGCUUCAAAGAUUUUAACAGUUACCAAGUAGGAAUCAAAAUCAGCAUCUAGGGUUUAAGAGAAUUAUUAUUUGAAAAUAGCUAGCCAGCAGCAGCAGCUACUACUAAAAGAGAAAUUGUUUUGUUUUUAUUAAUUAUAUCAAUUUAGAAAUUUCUUAACAAUUAUGUACAUUUUCAAAGAAUUGGCAUAAUUGAUAGUUGAACACUAGGAGAUAGUUGUGGGAAAUAGUGACCGAAUUUGGGCGGUAAUAGGUGGAAACAAGAAAAAGUUGCAGAUUUUGUGAUCUGGUAAGAAAGAUAGAGAGCAGAAACAAAUAUGGGUAGUAAGAAAAAGGGGGGGGUGAGACCCAGUGGGAGAUUUGUGUGGUGAUGGGCAGAUGGAGGCAGAGAAAGAAACUGGGUGAUCGGGGACUGGGGUUUGGAAAUAAGAGGCUUCAUGGGAGGACAUAGGUUGACCAGGAGCAGCAAGGAAGGAUCAAGGGAAGGAGGUUACCUGAAAUUUGGAAUUCACUGUACAUGCCAUUGGGUUAUAGACUACCCUGGGAGAAUAUGCAUUACAGUUCAUCUAGUUUGUGUUUGGCCUCACCAUUUUAAGCUGUGCUUUUAUUUACCCUUCCUAUUCUCACACCAACCUAUCUAUCCUUGGUAUUUUUCGCUACUAGGAUAAGGCCAAACGCAAACUAAAGAACAGCAGCUCAUCAACAGGCAGUUAGUGCUGCCACAGUUCUUUCAGCAAAGCAAGUCGACCAUUCCAGCUACUUUACACACACCCAGCAGAGAACAGAGUUGUAUUCAGAAUUUUAAUAUGUACAUGUAUAACAGCAUGUUUUUAUUAGCCGUAAAUUGUGAAAUAUACUUACUAAAAUACAACAAAAUCAGAUUUCAGUGAACAUAAAAUAGUACAAUAUGGACUGCCAUUUGACCUACGAUGAGCGAAUCAUAACAUUAGUUUAUACAAAAUGUUAUCCUGUUUAUCAUCCAUAUCCCUGUAUUCCCCUCAUAUUCAUGGGUCCAUCUAAAGGCUUCUUAAAAUCCACCAAACUGCCUGAUCCCACUACUAUCCUUGGUAACCCAUUCCAAGCACUUACAUGCUCUGACCUUAAAAGCAUGUCCUCUGGUAUUUGUCAUUUCUACCCUGGAGAACAAUUUUAACUCUCUACCUCAUAAUUUUAACAAUCUCUAUCAGGUUUGCCCUCAACCUCCAACACCAAGAAUAACCUAAGUUUGUCCAACCUCUCCUUAUAGCUCAUACCCUCCAAACCAGGAAACAAUGUGGUAAACAACUUCAUACUUCCCACAAUCCCACAUCCUUCCUAUAAGUGGUUACUUUAGGGCAUCACAGCAGUGUAGCAAUUAGCACGAAGCUAUUACAGCUCAGGCUGUCUAAGGAGUUUAUAUCCUACCCGUUAAGCCAUAGCUUUCUUCUGGGUGCUCUGGUUUCCUCCCACAUUCUAAAGAUGCCAGUUAGUAGGUUCAUUGGUCAUUGUAAAUUAUCCUGUGAUUAGGUUAAGUUUAAAGAGGUGGGUUGCUGGGUGGUGCAGCACUUUGGGACAGGAGGGCCUGUACCUCAAAAUAAUGGGGUGAUCCAGAAAUGCAUCAAGUGCAGUCAGACUGAAGUUUUAUAUUCAUUACUCUCAUAAUCAACGCCCCAAAUACUGAAGGCAAACAUUCCAAAAUUUUCAACAUCUGUAGUUUCUCUUGUGUUUAAAUAACCCAUAUGCCUUCUUUACCAUCUCAGCCACUUGUGUGGUCAAUUUGUCUGAACUAUGACCCUGGACAGCAGUAUCUGUGCAUCCUCUGCAAUCUUGUUCCAUGCAUAAACAGGUAAAAUGUAUCAAAUAAAAAAUUGUAGAUGACUCAACUUCUCCAGAUUAUCAUGUCCCCUCUCACCCCCAAUAAAACUUAAUAUGGAUGUAUGGCUAAAAUUGUGUAAAGAUAAAUGAUGCUUCCACUUUUGGAAAGCAGCUGAAAAUUCUGGCUUCACCCAUUUUUGACUUCUUUUCUAGGCAUUGACAUUGAACUUACCUUGGUUGCUGAGGUCGAUAAAUGUAAACUGUUGUGUAUUAAUAUUUAAUAUUUCAGUAAUAUUUUGUGUAUAAAAUAUAUACACACACACAUAUAUAUAUAUAGAUUAAGCAUUUUUCUUCAAUUUAUUACAGGUUGUAUGUAUAAAUAUGUGAAUUGCAAACAUCAUGCUGUCACGUGAUACACGUGUGCCUCACUUAAAGUAAACUCAAGGUUA